This is a messenger RNA of Helianthus annuus (common sunflower), 1802 nucleotides long. RefSeq names its product organic cation/carnitine transporter 4. Gene Ontology annotation, molecular function: transmembrane transporter activity. Gene Ontology annotation, biological process: transmembrane transport. Gene Ontology annotation, cellular component: membrane. The coding region runs from base 41 to 1630 and encodes 529 amino acids. Lineage: Eukaryota; Viridiplantae; Streptophyta; Magnoliopsida; Asterales; Asteraceae. The transcript is spliced from 2 exons. The record is from RefSeq and is a predicted model, not a curated record.
ACAUCCAGUAUUGCACCAACUUGUCACCUCUAAAUCUCUAAUGUCAUCCCAUAAAAUGGAGUCGCGAUCGGAUGAUCUCUACUCACCUCUCCUCCCUCCUGUGAUGGUUGACGGGCAACCACCACUCGAGAUGCUCUCGGUCGACCAAGCGUUAACCAAAUAUUGUGGUGAGUUUGGGUUUUGGCAACUCAAGCAUUUUGUUCUCACGUGUAUGGCAUGGGCGCUUGAGGCGAUACACACAAUGGUUAUGGUUUUUGCUGACCGUGAACCCGGUUGGACAUGUGAGCCUGGCUCAGAAUGUCUAUUGAAUUCGAACGAGAGCGUUUGUGGGCUUCAGCCAGGUUCAUGGCGAUGGGACAGUAGCGAAGGGUGGUCAACAGUGGCUGAGUGGGGUCUAGUGUGUGGACAAAAAUACAAGGUUGGGCUCGUUCAGGCUUUGUUCUUUUGUGGUUGCAUGAUAGGUGGCGGAAUAUGGGGUUACCUCUCUGAUACCAAAUUGGGAAGAAAAGGGUCACUCACAAUUGUAUGCAUUAUGAACAUCACUUUAGGCCUAUUAACUUCCAUCUCCCCAAACUACUGGAUCUAUGUCUUUCUCCGUCUACUCACCGGCUUCAGCACUGGUGGGAUUGGUGUUUGCGCCUUUGUGCUCGCCAUUGAACCCAUCGGACCCACCAAGCGUGGCUUUGCCGGCAUGUCCACUUUCUAUUUUUUCUCAAGCGGGAUAGCUCUUCUCUCAAGCAUAGCUUACACAUUUCAAUCAUGGCGGUUUCUUUACAUUGCUUCUUCCAUACCUUCCGUUAUCUUUCUUUGUCUCAUGCUCCCUUUCAUUUCUGAGUCCCCUCGUUGGUACCUCAUUCGUGGUAAAACCGAUGAAGCCAUGAAGAUCAUGCGAAAUAUCGCCAAAUCAAAUGGAAAACACCUCCCUGAAAAUGUGUACAUUGUCCUAGAUCAGGCAGCCAAUAGUUGUGAUCACAACUGCGUAGAAAUCGGAAAGAAUGAAAUUGUCACGAUGUCUGUCAUAGACGUGAUAAAGUCACCAUCAACGAGAAAACAUUUGCUUCUUCUUAUGGGAAUCAACUUUACAAGCGCGACUGUGUACUAUGGGCUAAACUUAAAUGCCACAAACCUUAACACUAAUAUCUACCUCAGUGUGUUACUCAAUGCAGUUGCGGAGAUGCCAGCAUAUCUUUUGACCGCAAUCUUAAUAGACAGGUUUGGGAGAAAGUCGUUAGGAGUUGGAACACAAUGGUUUAGCGGGAUCUUUUGCCUUAUAGGCGGCUUGAUGGGAAGCCAUGGGAGCUGGAUGGUAGUGAGGACAGUGUGUGGAGUUUUGGGAAUAUUUGGGAUGGCUGGAACUUAUAAUUUGUUAUACGUAUACGCGAUGGAGUUGUUUCCAACAGUAGUCAGAAGUGCAGCGAUCGGAUCUGCAAGGCAGGUGGGACAAAUAGGAGCCAUACUAGUACCUUUCGUCGUAGUUAUGGAUGCUAGUCUUUCGUUGAUGGUGUUUGGGGCAUGUGGGAUUGUGGGUGGUAUGCUUAUGUUUUCCUUGCCAGAAACAUUAAACAGACCCUUAUAUGACACCAUGAAUGGAAUGGAGGAUGAAAUAGACAAGUCCUCAAUGCUUGCUUAGUCAACCUUGAAGUUACAAUGUAAUCUUGAUUCCUACAAAGCUUAUCUUAUUUGGCACUUGGGCUAAAUAGCUAGUGCUUUGUUUGAGCCUUUCUACAUACCCUAUCUCAUAUUGUAACAUGUUAAUUGUUAUUCUUAUCACAUUGCCAUUAUUAUUAAACGUAUUAAAAGUA